AUCACUUAUAAAUAGCUGUAUUUUGAAACCCCCGUAAAUAUUCACAAUAGUUCUUGCUGAUUAGCAAAUAUGGAUUUCAAUUUCAUGUUCAUUCUCUGUUUCAUUUUCAUACUAAGUUUUCAUCUUCUUGAAACAUUUGCAAAUAAAACCCCAGAAAAAAACAAAUUAGAAACAUACAUUGUUCAAGUUGUGGCACCUGAUACACAAAUUUUCACUCAAUCAGAAGAUCUGAGAAGUUGGUACGAUUCAUUUUUGCCAACGACUACAGCAUCUGUAAGGGAAAAUCCGCGCAUGAUUUUUCCAUAUACCAAUGUACUGAAAGGUUUUGCUGCAAGAUUAUCUGCUGAUGAAGUAAAGGAGAUGGAAAAAAAGGCGGGAUUCGUGUCUGCUCAGCCCGAUAAAGUGUUGCCUCUGCAUACAACUCAUUCUCCCAAAUUCUUGGGGUUAAACCAAAACCCGGGUUUUUGGAAAGAUUCAAACUAUGGUAAAGGUGUGAUCAUUGGAGUUAUAGAUUCCGGAAUAGUCCCGGAUCAUCCAUCAUUCAAUGAUGAGGGAGUGCCACCUCCACCGGCUAAAUGGAAAGGCAAAUGUCAAUUCAACGUUUCGGCGUGUAACAACAAACUCAUUGGAGCAAGGUUUUUCUUGAGAGGAGAUGACACGCCACUAGACAUGGAUGGCCAUGGGACCCACACGGCAAGCACGGCUGCUGGAAACUUCGUAAAAGGGGCGAAUGUGUAUGGCAAUGCUAAUGGCACUGCAGCUGGGAUUGCCCCACUUGCUCAUUUGGCUAUUUACAAAGCAUGUUCCUUAUAUUGUUCUGAGAGUGCCGUGUUGGCAGCAAUGGAUACGGCCAUUGAUGAUGGUGUAGAUGUUCUUUCCAUUUCUCUCGGAAGACUUACCAACGAUUUGUAUUCGGACAACAUUGUAGUUGGUGCAUUUAGUGCAAUGGAAAAGGGGAUUUUUGUUAGCUGCUCAGCGGGAAACGGUGGCCCAUAUAAUCUCUCUAUAGCCCACGAGGCCCCAUGGGUUCUCUCUGUCGGUGCUAGCACUAUAGACCGAAAGAUCAGGGCAACUGCGGUGCUCGGAAAUAAUAAAUCGCACGACGGAGAAUCAGCUUUUCAGCCUUUGGAUUUUAAAUCAGAUUUCUUACCUCUUGUUUAUGCCGGGAUGUUGAAUUUGAGUGAUCAAUAUGCACCAUAUUGUCUCCCAGAAAUUUUGAACAAAACCGAUAUCAUCAGAGGGAAGAUUGUGGUGUGUGAAUUGAGUGAAAUUGAAGCAAUUGAAAUAGGACAAGCGGUAAAGGAUUCUGGUGGUGCUGCCAUGAUUCUCUUGAACAAUGAGCGAUAUGGAAAUACUACUAUUGCUGAAGCUCAUGUCCUUCCAGCGACACGAAUCAGUUAUGUCGAUGGACUAAAAGUCAAAGCUUACAUAAACUCGACGUCAAAUCCUGUAGCUAAGAUUUUGUUCAAAGGAACCUUGAUUGGUGAUGAUCGUGCCCCGGUGGUGGCUGCAUUUUCUUCCAGGGGGCCCAACUUCGCCAGCCCCGGAAUUCUAAAGCCUGACAUUUUAGGUCCAGGUGUAAACAUCCUCGCAGCAUGGCCCGUCUCUGUGGAAAACAAUACCAACACAAAAUCUACAUUUAACAUGUUAUCAGGUACCUCAAUGUCUUGUCCUCAUCUCAGCGGUGUCGUGGCUUUGCUGAAAAGCUCGCACCCUAGUUGGUCUCCAGCCGCCAUUAAGUCGGCAAUCAUGACUACUGCUGACAUUGUAAACCUAGCUAGGCGGCCAAUUGAAGACGAAAAAUUCCUACCUGCCGACAUUUUCACCACUGGUUCUGGCCAUGUCAACCCGUCAAAGGCCAAUGAUCCGGGCCUUGUUUACGACAUCCGAGCCGAAGAAUACAUACCAUAUUUGUGUGGUUUGAAUUACACAAACAGACAAGUUGGGACCUUCCUGCAGCGUAGGGUGAAUUGCUCGGACGUAUCAAGUAUACCAGAUGGGCAAUUAAACUAUCCAGCAUUUGUUAUUAUUUUUACAGUUCUAUCGAAUACUCAAAACUAUAGUAGGACAGUAACAAAUGUCGGUGAAUCUAAUUCCUCUUACACCGUCAAAAUUUUUCGCCCACUUGGCGUUGAUGUGCGCGUUGAGCCCACAACACUGAAUUUCUCGGAGCUGAACCAGAAGAUGGUAUAUCGAGUGACAUUCAAUCGAUUGGCUUCUGCCGGAAACAAUACUGUUGUUCAAGGUUCUCUGAUAUGGAAUUCAGACAAGCAUGCUGUGAGAAGUCCAAUAGCAGUUAUAUUGUCCUAAGAUAUGUGUUGAGACUAUAAAUCUGGAAUUCUUAAUAGACGCCCUGGAAUAAGUAAAUGCAGUUUCUUUCUCAAUUUGAAGUGCUUCCUUGAAAUUUACUGUAAUGAAGUGGAUUUAUCAUUGCAAUAUAAGAUGCAGAUCUAAAAAUCUCUAGUCAAAA
This is a messenger RNA of Olea europaea var. sylvestris, 2470 nucleotides long. Its product is annotated as subtilisin-like protease SBT1.2. Gene Ontology annotation, molecular function: serine-type endopeptidase activity. Bases 70 to 2310 code for a protein of 746 amino acids. The transcript has a single exon. Gene Ontology annotation, biological process: proteolysis. NCBI's taxonomy places the organism in Eukaryota, Viridiplantae, Streptophyta, Magnoliopsida, Lamiales, Oleaceae. The record is from RefSeq and is a predicted model, not a curated record.